CUUACCCUUACGCAGAUCCGGCAGCCCCUCGGUCACGUGACCUCGCCUUUCUCUUUUAAUUGAUGUCUUAUAGUUUGCAGCGCGCGGCGGAGGCACAGCAGAGCACAGUUGCCGUGCAGCCAGCUACUUACACAGCAGCGUGGAGUCUCAGAACAUAGGGCGCUGAUCAACAGUGUGUCAGCCAGAGACUAUCCUGACGAUGUCAGGAUCCAUCCUUGGAUGGAACCACCAGGCCAGUUCUGCGGUACCCCAUAACCAAAUUAAGCUGCUGCUACCUGAGAGAAAUGAGAUGGAGAUGUGUUGGCACUGAGAGGUAAUCACUUAGGUGUUACAUUUAGUUACCCUGUGACAUUUUUCUUGAAACCUUGAUAGAACAAAAAUGUUCAGACAAGGAGAAACUGCAAAGCGUCGCCUGAAUUUACACAUCUCAACACGAGUAAGAAGUGUGGAGGUUGCACGAGGAAAAACAGGAUAUGGUUUCACUCUUUCUGGCCAAGCCCCUUGUGUCCUCAAUUGUGUUCUAAAAGGAAGUCCGGCAGACUAUGUCGGACUUCGAGCUGGGGAUCAAAUCCUUAGUGUCAACGAUAUCAAUGUUUGCAGUGCUUCCCAUGAAGAUGUCGUACAAUUAAUUGGCCGGUGUUCUGGGUUGUUGCACAUGGUGAUUGGUGAGGGGAGUAAUCACCUGGAUUCGUGUUCAAGUGAUGAAGAACUGGCAUUCCAUGAAACAAAAAACUGGAUUAAACCCAAGGUUGAUUCUAAAACCCUUGGUAUUAACAGAGCAGAGCGAGUUGUGGCAGAAAUGCAGUCUGGUGGAAUUUUUAACAUGAUCCUGGAGAACUCAUGCCAUUCUCCCUGUGCCUCUGGAAAAGUGGCAGGUAAAGCAAGGCCUUUAUCGGAACCCAACAUCAGAAACAGACAUGAGAGUACAAAGAGCAAUCCGGAUUUGUUUUCAGAGGAAGAGGCAACCAGAGAAGUGAACGAUGAUUCUGUCUUUGUUUCAGUGUUUGAAAAUCAGGAGGAUUUUGGUCUUGAUGCAAGCAUUUUAAAUGUUGGAAUGAUUGUGGGGUACCUUGGUUCUAUUGAACUGGCUUCUACAAGUGCAAACCUAGAAAAUGACAGCUUGCAGGCCAUCCGGGGUUGCAUGAGGCGAUUACGAGCUGAACAAAAGAUCCAUUCUUUGGUGAUGAUGAAAAUAAUGCAUGACUGUAUUCAGCUUUGCAAUGACAAAGGCUCAGUGAUUGCUGUUUAUCCAGCUGAGAAGCUUGCCUUCAGUGCUGUGUGUCCGGAUGACCGAAGAUUUUUUGGACUUGUCACCAUGCACGUUAUAGACAACCACAUUUUUGCUACAAAGGAAGAGAAUGGGCUGAGGACUUCUUGCCAUGUUUUCAUGGUGGAUCCUGACCUUUGCUAUCACAAAAUUCAUCAGGGCAUAGCUCGACGUUUUAAUUUUGAUUGUACCCCCGAUCCGGAUGUGAGUGGGUGCUUAGAAUUCCCAGCAACAUCUCAACCCGUCCUUCAGUUUGUCUCUGUGCUCUAUCGGGACAUGGGGGAGUCAAUAGAAGGAAUGCGAGCAAGAGCCUUUAUUGAUAGUGAUGUUGACGCUCAGCAGAAUAACAGCACGAGCAGUAACAGUGACAGUGGCAUUGGGAAUUUUCAGCAAGAAGAGAAGAACAACAGGGUUCUUUUGGUUGAUUUGGGGGGCAAUCCAGGCAGGCAUGUUCCUGCUGGCCUAUGGGAAAAUCCUCCCUCCCGGAAUACAAGCCAGCCAACACCACACUGGGCUAGUUACCGCUAUGACCAGGAAGCAAAAUAUAAUCUGUCUGACCUGCCACAUGUUGACCUCCAUACCUCGGGUAGGCACCUUGGCCCUGCUGCUCGGCUCGAUGUCCCCAUGGCUGCCUCGAGAAAUAAUUAUCCUCCAGUUAAAAAGCAGGGGCCAAUUGGAGCUGUUCACUCAGGUGGUCAGAGGUGGCUUCCUGUUCAUGUUCUGCGAGACUGGCAGCAAGGACAUAGCAGCGACCAGGAAUCGUAUGCCGAGUCCACAGAUGGCUGGUCAAGUGCAAACUGCAGUACGCUGCCUCCUCCAAUGAGCAAAAUCCCAGCUGAUCGAUACCGAGCUGCAAGAGACAUUGGUCGGCCCUCUCAGCUCGUAUCGCACAAAGACGAGUGGUCCCAGAAGUUGCUUGGUGCAGAGAAGAACAGAGACAGUUAUAAAAAGACGUCCAAGUUCCGUGGGAUAUCUCUAGGAUUUUCAAAUAUCACCUCAAGAUCCUCUGGUCGGCGGUCCUAUGGAAGAUCUAAACGUUUUAGCUUUGCUCGAUCUUUGGAUAAUUUGGAGUCUGCUGCAGUGUCAGAUGGUGAGUUAAACAGUGUUGAUUUGAAGGGUUGUGGCAGCGAGAACAGCCUGAAUAGUAAUGCGAGUCUGCCAAGUGUACAGAGCUGUCGAAGGCACACUGAACGGCGUGUUGCUAGCUGGGCAGUCUCAUUUGAAAGACUGCUACAGGAUCCAGUUGGUGUUAGGUACUUCUCAGAAUUCCUUAAAAAGGAGUUCAGUGAAGAAAACAUCUUAUUCUGGCAAGCCUGUGAGAUCUUCAGUCAUGUACCUGAGAGUGACAAGAAGCAGCUUUCUCAGAGAGCAAAGGAAAUCUACAAUAGUUUUUUAUCCAGCAAAGCUACUACUCCGGUUAACAUUGACAGCCAGGCACAGUUAGCAGAUGAUGUCCUAAAUGCUCCACGCCCUGAUAUGUUUAAAGAACAGCAACUCCAGAUCUUCAAUCUUAUGAAGUUUGACAGCUAUACCAGGUUUCUGAAGUCUCCACUCUAUCAGGAGUGUAUGCUAGCAGAAGUAGAAGGCAGACCCCUUCCUGAUCCUUGUCAGGUUCCUAGUAGUCCAGCUUCUAAGAACAGUAUCAGCUCUGAACGCUCCAACAUAUCUACACCAAAAAAGCCAAGUAAGAAGUCUAAAUCUGGGAGAUCACUGAAUGAAGAAGAUGGAGAAGAUCAUGCAGAUAAAAAGAAAGGACCAUUUUCUUUGUGGACUCGUAACAGGAGCUUUGGGAAAGGACACAAGAAAAGAGAAAAUGGAGAUUUCCGUAGUAAUUUCUCAAGCAGUAAUGGUCGACGUGAAUCUCAAGGUUCUUCUUCUUCUGGAGCUAGCUUGGAUUUGGCAAACCCAGUUUCACUAAGUAGGAAUGAGUGUGAUGUCAGCCAAAUGCUCCUGCCUGAGAAGGAUAAGUCACAGAAGUACUGCUCUAUAAAUCUACCAGAUGGCUCAGUCUGUGCAGUGCCCACCCGCCCUGGAUUAUCUAUCAGGGAGAUGCUGUCAGGUCUUUGUGAGAAGCUUUGCAUCAACAUGGCUGCCGUAGACCUUUUCUUAGUUGGAGGCGAGAAGCCUCUUGUGCUGGAUCAAGACAGCAUGACCCUAAGUUCAAGGGACUUGAGAUUAGAAAAACGCACUUUGUUCAGGUUGGAUCUUGUGCCCAUCAAUCGUUCUGUUGGAUUGAAAGCCAAACCUACGAAACCAGUUACAGAAGUUCUUCGACCAGUUGUAGCCAAGUAUGGCUUACAUUUAGAAGACCUUGUGGCAAAAAUUAGUGGAGAGAAAGAACCUUUGGAUCUUGGUGUGCCCAUUUCUUGUUUAGAUGGACUAAGAGUUGUUUUGGAAGUGUCAGAUCAGAUUACCGGCAAAGAUAAACAAAAGAAUGCUUCAUCAAAGCCAAGUCAAACAUCUUUGAAUGCAAGAGCUCCAGCAGCAACAGAAAAUGAAAAACCUUCAGGAAAAUCAUCUUCUGUCAAAGCUAGAGGGGAAAACGGAAAAGCUGCCAGGGAGUCACGGCCUUUGAGAAAAGAAGAAUCAGUUGAUAAACUGGACAAAAGAAAGCAGAAAAAAAUUAAUAUAGAUGAAGCAGAAGAAUUCUUCGAACUACUGUCCAAAGCUCAGAGCAACAGAGCAAACGACCAGCGGGGUUUGUUGAAAAAGGAAGACUUGGUGUUACCCGAUUUUUUACGUUUGACGCCUGAUGUUUCAUCAUCCACACCAUCGUCUCAAAAAUCCAAACAUAGAAGAGGCAAAGAAGAUGAAGGGACAGAUAGGCCUUUGAAUGCAGUUUUGCCUUCAAAAGAAAUGAACUCCACUGUGAACUAUGAAAAAGAUUUAAGUAAAUCUAAAGCACAGUCUUCAAGUCAACCCAGGGUGGCAUUAAUUCCACAUAACAGUCAAAAAUGUGAUCAGAAAGAAAGAGCCCUCUUUGUCACACCGCUGUCACCUAUUCCACAUACGCAAGAAAUAAGUACAGCUUGGGUAGAGUUGCGGCCCUCAGCCUGCCAGACAGACGUCAUAGAGACUUUUGGUGAUGAGCAUAUUGCAGACUUGACUUUGGUAGGAGAAGGAGACAUCGCCAGCCCCAACAGCACAUUGUUGCCACCUCCUCCACCCACUCCACCCUCUAAUGCAUGCAGUCUUGCAGAAGCCAACUCAACUGCUCCUUGUGAUAACUGUGAAGAGACCUAUAUUUUCUUCAGAUCCAGCUCAGAUAAAGGAGACAAACAAUGGACAAGCCUUGGUCCUGAUCUGAGUGUGCAUGUCAGUCAGUCCUCAGGUAGCUCUUCAUCCAUUCUAGAGGCCUCCAUGGCACCGUCCCAAGCUGAGAAGGUUGCAUUGAACCGAGUCAUUGAUGUGGACGCAGUGAAGCUUGAAGAUACUACUCUGAAAUCAUCUGACAGUGUGGAUCUCAAUCUGAGUUUUGAAGGCUAUGUUUCUGAACUGAGGUCGUGCCAAGGGAGAAUGAGGACAGCAGUGUACAAGACGUCUGACCUGCCUUCUCUGAUUGCUGUAAGGAGUGAAAAGGGAAAGUCGUCUGAGAAAUACAAAGCAACGUUUGUCUAAGGCUGACAUUGUGCCUCCUCCUCCUCCUCCGUCAGGUGACGUGCGCACUUAUAGUAGUGCAAUAUUAGCUACACGCUCAUCCCGUGAUGACGAGUGAUCCUCAAUGAUUGUAAAUACUUGUAAAUAUGUAUUUGUUUACUUGUGUCUUGUUUUAAAAGCUUAAACCAUUUUUAGACUGAAGAAAAAGUAAAUGUCAUUUAUCAGUCUAAAGCAGUCCUAAUUAUCCUAAUAUAAAAUCCUCAAUGAAAGUGAUUAAUUUAAUAAUAUAUAUAUAUAUAUACUCUAAUUUUAAUGCCGUUAUUUAAGCAAGUGGUUGCAAAAGAAAAUGCUUGUUUUUAAGAAUAAAGAUAAAAUCAAAGAAGGUAAAAGGAUCAUCGUCUGCAAGUGUAUAUACUGUAUUAAUGUAUAUGGUAAAACAAAAAUAUGGAUCUGCUUUUUUAAUGUUGUGACAUGUAUAUCAUUUUUAAUGUACAUUUUUAAAAUGGUAUAAACAUUCUAAUUCUAUAUUGUUAGAAUUUUUAAACUAUAUUGAAAACGUUUUUGGAUGUCUGCACUGUAUAUAGGAUGUACAGUGUAAAUAUCGUCUGACAUGUUUCCAUUGUUCUGCUGUUCCUUUAAAUCAGGCUGAGCUCUAAGAGUUGUGGCAGCCGUCUUUGCACAUGAUUUGGUAUUUCAUCAAUCAGACUGCAGACAGCUCCAGACCGGAUUAAAGCAGCACUGGAAAGUUAAAAAUUUGUAUAUGUUUAGUUUCAUUCACGUAAUAAUACCAUGAAACAAUGCAAAAAAUAAACAGUGUUAUAA
Molecule: messenger RNA, 5686 nt
Organism: Polypterus senegalus (gray bichir)
Lineage: Eukaryota; Metazoa; Chordata; Cladistia; Polypteriformes; Polypteridae
Gene: rgs12b
Product: regulator of G protein signaling 12b
Exons: 19
Coding region: 380-4885 (1501 amino acids)
Biological process (GO): signal transduction
Molecular function (GO): GTPase activator activity; protein binding
Source: RefSeq, a predicted model, not a curated record